GAGGUUUCAAAGGGUAUCAACAUAUUUCUCAAUUUGGAUGAAGCAGAAGAACGAGAUCCAGCAGUUUCUUCAGAGAAAAAUCCAAGAAUUCAUUCAUUCAUCCAAGAGAAGGUCAAGUGCCGUGUAGGUGCAGCACCUGCAGUGGACCAUGGACGACCCUCAGUUGAAUGAUCGUCAAUACAACGCCCUGAGGAUUGUCCUUGUAGGGAAAACCGGAAGUGGUAAAAGUGCCACAGCCAACACCAUUCUUGGGGGAGACAAAUUUGUUUCAAAACUGGCUGCCGUCUCUGUAACAAAAAAAUGCCAGAAAGAGUUCCGGGAAUGGAAGGGGAGGAACAUCCUCGUCGUGGACACGCCGGGGAUCUUUGACACCAAGGAGAAGGUGGACACCACCUGCAAGGAGAUCAGCAAGUGUGUCCUCUACUCCUCCCCAGGCCCUCACGCCAUCAUCCUGGUGCUGCAGCUGCAUCGCUACACAGAGGAAGAUCAGAAAGUCUGUGCCUUGGUCAAGGCUCUCUUUGGAGAGUCGGUCACCAAACACAUGAUCAUUGUGUUCACUCGCAAGGAAGACCUGGGGGACAGAAGCCUACGUGAGUUCAUAGAUGAAUCUGGCGUGAGUCUAAAAAACUUGGUCAAGGAGUGUGGGAACCGCUGCUGUGCCUUCAGCAACAGAGCAGAGGAGGAUGAGAAGGAAGCUCAGGUGCAGGAGCUGAUCCAGCUGAUAGAGAAAAUGAUGCACGACAACGCCCGCUUCACUGAUAACAUAUACGAGGACGUAGAGGAAAGGCUGAAACAGAAGUCUAAGGCCUUGAUCAAAAUUUUUGAUAAUCAGUUUAAAAAGGAAAUUAAACUAAUAGAAGAAGAAUAUAACACUAAGACACAGAGAGAAAAGGAGCAAAGAAUAGAAUUGCUGAAACAGCAGCAUGCUGCUCGAAUAAGUAAUAUAAGGGAAGAAGCUGAAAAGAACAUAUUUGAGGAGGUUUUCAACACAAUUAGUGAUUUCUUCUCAAAAUUAUUGUCUCCGUUUUGGAAGUAAUGUAAUUUUCAAUUUAUCUUCUAUUUUUGGUUCUAGAAUAUGGUGGAUUUUACUAAAGACACGCCUUACUCACUAGCCCUACAUUAAAGUAAUGUCUGUAAUAGAUUACUAAGAAUAAAACAACCAAAGGUAAGAGUCUGUCUUCAUCCAUCCUGCGUCCUUGAACAUUCUCCCAAGUGUGUAUUUUGCUGACGAUGCCAAUAAAUCUAAAAAAGAAGAAAUUUAAUUUUCCCAAAGUCAACAAGACUUUUAAAAU
This is a messenger RNA of Sorex fumeus (smoky shrew), 1292 nucleotides long. Its product is annotated as GTPase IMAP family member 7-like. Gene Ontology annotation, molecular function: GTP binding. The transcript has 2 exons. The coding region runs from base 149 to 1036 and encodes 295 amino acids. NCBI's taxonomy places the organism in Eukaryota, Metazoa, Chordata, Mammalia, Eulipotyphla, Soricidae. The record is from RefSeq and is a predicted model, not a curated record.